AUGCCUAUCGGAAUCACGACCAGGGCAAUCUAUCACACGGCAAAUUACCAGGAAUCUUCCGACAAUGCCAGCAAAUCCGCCCUCUCAAGGUUACCGACCAAGACCCUUCUUCGAUCACUGGUCUUGACUUCGCUCAUGUCAAAGGAAUGGCUUCUGCGCCCAUCCCUCACCAUCCUGAAUAUGGUGGCCAAGUCUAAAUCUGCAAUUCUCAAUGCAGAUAGAAAUCCUUUUUUGAAUCGAAUACUACGUUGGACAAUUUACAACCACUUUUGUGCGGGCUCCAACAAAGCGCAGGUAGCCCGCUCCUUAACCGAAGUCAAGGACAUUGGGUAUCAAGGUGUGAUCUUGGGGUGGGCCAAAGAAGUUGUGCUAAAUCCCGUGGAUGGCGGUGUUCAUUCAGACAACGCCAAGUACGGACCAGCAUGUUAUCAAAUGAUCGACGAGUGGAAAGAGGGAACGCUGAACACGCUCCGUAUGCUGGGGCCAGGAGACUUCCUGGCAGUGAAGCUUACCGGCGCCGGCCCCAUCUCCUUGGAUGCCAUGAAGGCCCGGCAACCAAUCCCCGAACCACUUGGAAAAGCAUUGGAUGAGAUUUGUCUUGAAACUCAAAAGCAAGGCUCAAGACUGUGGAUCGACGCCGAGCAACAAGUGCUCCAGCCAGGAUUAGAUGAGUGGGUCAUCGCGUUAAUGUGCAGAUACAACCGGGGCAGAAAAGCUCUCGUUUACAAUACGAUCCAGGCGUACCUCAAGGGGUCUAGAGUCAACGCUGAACGGCAUAUUACCCAGGCAGCAAAGGAAGGUUGGACACUUGGUCUCAAGCUUGUCCGUGGAGCCUACAUCGAGCACGAAGUCCGGCGUCUAAUCCACGAGACCAAAGAGGAUACCGAUCGCUCCUAUGAUCUGAUCGCCGAUAUGGUCAUCUCCCAGAAAUUACCUAGUGGAGCAGGCCAUGUCGAUUUCCCUCCCUCGGCCCUGUUUCUUGCCACCCAUAACGCUGCGAGCGCAGGGAAAGCAAUGGAAACCCACCAACAGAGAAUUGAUGCUGGCCUUCCCACAACCACAUUGGAAUGUGGCCAAAUUAUUGGAAUGGCAGAUGAACUGAGUUGUGCGUUACUUGAUCGGCGCGAACAGUGUACGUCCAACUCGCCCACGGCCAUGGAAGCAGCACCUGGCGUCUUUAAAUUCCUGGCUGUUGGCUCUGUCGGGGAGUGUAUAGAGUACCUCUAUCGACGAGCCGUGGAGAAUCGUGGAGCCGUGCAGCGGACCGAGGAGAUGGUGACCGCCCUCAAGAAGGAGCUAUACCGACGGGUUUUUAACUAG
Ilyonectria robusta is the source of this 1320-nucleotide messenger RNA. RefSeq names its product FAD-linked oxidoreductase-like protein. The record is from RefSeq and is a predicted model, not a curated record. NCBI's taxonomy places the organism in Eukaryota, Fungi, Ascomycota, Sordariomycetes, Hypocreales, Nectriaceae. The transcript is spliced from 3 exons. Gene Ontology annotation, molecular function: FAD binding; proline dehydrogenase activity. Gene Ontology annotation, cellular component: mitochondrion. The coding region runs from base 1 to 1320 and encodes 439 amino acids.